Molecule: messenger RNA, 552 nt
Organism: Nymphaea colorata (pocket water lily)
Lineage: Eukaryota; Viridiplantae; Streptophyta; Magnoliopsida; Nymphaeales; Nymphaeaceae
Exons: 4
Coding region: 1-552 (183 amino acids)
Biological process (GO): nucleoside metabolic process
Molecular function (GO): catalytic activity
Source: RefSeq, a predicted model, not a curated record
AUGUUGCCUUCGCUAGAGACUUCCUUCUUUCUUCCCUGCAAAGACUUGAGAGGGGAUAAGAGGAAAGGAAGGCAUCGCUGCCAUGGCGUUGUUACAGGCUUCCUUCUUCCUCCUUCUGGCCUUGAUGGCUCGUACUAUACUUCCAAAGGAACACUGGCGACUCUCAGGCAGAUCAAUGCUCGCGGUCCUUUCAUCAGCAUCAUCGUUCCGAACGCUUUUGAGAUGAAUCCCCUCCUCAAUUCCUCCAGCUUCAAGGCAAACACGCUUAGGUACCUCGACAUUUCUGGCAGAAGGUUUAGGUUUGGCACAGUGGAAGGGAAAAAAGUGAUUAUAGUUAUGACAGGAUUAAGCACGGUGAAUGCAGGCAUAACAACUCAAUUGUUACUGACUCUGUUCAAAGUUAAAGGAGUGGUGCAUUAUGGGAUAGCAGGAAAUGCAAACUCAGCCUUAGAGAUUGGAGAUGUAACCAUUCCCCAGUAUUGGGCUCAUACUGGCCUUUGGAAUUGGCAGGUAGAAGCAGGUCGUCGGAGGAAAAGGGACAGCGAACGAUGA